UGCAUAAUAUACAGUAUACAUAUUUCCUUCAGAAUAUUCUGGCUAACUCUUCUGAACACAAAGACAACAGGAGAAUUAAAAUAGAAAGCAGAGAAAGCAAAGAAAGUACCCUGUAUGGCUGUCUUACAUGGUUUUUAGCUUUUUGAGAUUAAAACUGGACACAAGUACUAGGAAAACAACAGGGAAAGAUCAUGUCUGUGGCAUCUGUAGUAACAAAUAUCUUGGCUUCAAAAUUAUUCAGUUAUUUAUUCAUAAUGAACAACAUAAGUCAUCCCAGUAAUUGCCAGGCUGUUUUACAAGUUAAAAUUAGAACAUGCACAAAUUUAACAUGAUACAGCACUGAUAAAGAUGAUGUAUUGGUUGGGCUCUCUCUACCUUCUGCGUAGAACAAAGAAUCCUUAUUUUGAGCUGGUAGACAGUAAUGCAGCAAAUUAAGGUUAUUCUGUCAGCCCAGGAAAGGGAGGCAGAGAAACACUUGCAAAACUAUUUCUAUUUUAUCAUUGUUGUGUAGCAACAAUGGUAAACUACUCUAUUCUGUUCCUGCCAACAGAGGUUUAAAAAAAAACAAAUACCCUAUUGGUAAUAGAAUCAUAGAAUGGUUUGGGUUGGAAGGGACCUUUUAUAGAUCAUCUAAUCCAGGACCCCUGACAUGGCAGGAACAUCUUUCACUACAUCGCAUUGCUCAAAGCCCCACCCAACCUGGCCUUGAACACUUCCAGUGGUGGGACAUCCACAACCUCUCUGGGCAACCUGUUCCACUGUCUCACCACCCUCACUGUAAAAAAAAUUCUUCCAUAUGUCCAAUCUAAAUCUACUCUCUUUCAGUUUAAAACCAUUACCCCUUGUGCAGUCACUACAGGCCCUGGUACAAAGGCUCUCUCCAUCUUUCUUUUAAACCCCCUUUAAGUAUUGAAAGGCAACAAUAAGGUUUCCCCAGAGCCUUCUCUUCUUCAGGCCAAAUCAAAUCAACUCUCUCAGCCUUUCUUCACAGGAGAGGUGCUCCAGCCCUCUGGAGCCAUAUUUGUGGCCUGCCUCUGGAUCCACUCAAGCAGGUCCAUGUCUUUCUUAUACAGGGCACUCUAGAGCUGAACACAGUACUUGAGAUGGGGUCUCAUGAGAGCAGAGUAAAGGGGAUAAUCACCUCCCUCAACCUGUUGGCUAUGCUUCUUUUUAUGCAGCUCAGGAUACAAUAGGCUUUCUGGGCUGCAAACACACAUUGUUGGCUCAUGUCCAAUUUUUCAUCCACCAGUACCCCCAAGUCCUUCUCUGCAGGGCCACUCUCAAUCCUUUCACCACCCAGUCUGUACUAGUACUGGCAAUUACCCCAACCCAGGUACAGGAGCUUGCACUUGGCCUUCUUUAACUUGAUGAGUUUCACAUGGGCCCACUUCUCACACCUGGAGGGACCUUGACAGAUGGCAUACUAACUGUGCCCCUCUGCUUGGUAUCAUCUGCAAGCUUGCUAUGUCAUUAAUUAAGAUAAUGAAUACUAAUGAAGUACUGGUCCCACUAUGGACCCUUGAGGGACACCACUCAUUACUAGUUUCCAUUUAGACAUUGAGCCAUUAACUGUAACUCUUUGGAUGUGGCCAUCCAGCUGAUUCCUUAUCCAUCAAAUCCAUCUCACUCCAAUUUAAAGGCAAGAAUGGGCACUAUGUCAAGGGCAUUACAGAAGUCCUGGUUGCUCUUCCCUUGUCCACUGAUAUAGUCACUCCCUUGUAGAAGGCCACUAGAUUAGUCAGGCACUAUUUGCCCGUGGUGAAACCAUGUAGGCUGUCUUGAAUCACCUCCCUGUCUUCCAUAUGCUUCAACAUAGCUUCCAGGAGGAUCUGUUACAUGACCUUACCAGGCACAGAGGUGAGGCUGACUGGUCCAUAGUUCCCAGGGUUCUCCUUUGUAAAAACAGGUGUGAUAUUCCCUUUUCUCCAGUCACUGGGGACUUUGCCUGACUGCCACAACUUUUGGAAUAUGAUGAGAGUGGCUUAGCAACGGCAUCUGCCAGUUCUCUCAGGACCCCGGGAUGCCUCUCAUCAGGUCCCAUGGACUUGUCUAUGUUCAGUUUCCUCAGAGAGUCCUGCACUUGGUCUUCUCUUACGAUGGAAGAGACUUUAUUCCCCACCUUGAGGUUCAGGGAGUUGCAAGAUGUGGGAAGAGUGACUGCCAGUGAAAACCGAGGCAAAAAAUAAUUUUUGAGUACCUCAGCCAUCUUCACGUGGGUGGUCACUAGAUCUCCCAUCUUAUUUAUCAGAGGUCUGGGGAUGUAUACAUUUUCUUAAAUUCUCCUUUUCUGACUAACAUACCUGUAACGAUACCUUAUUACGCUUCACAUCCGUUGCCAAAUUCAGCUCUAGCUGUGCCUUAGCUCUCCUCAUCCCAUUCUAUACACCCAAGCAGCAUCCCUAUAUUCUUCUAUAUGGAUUACAUAUUCCUGCUUCCAGUUCCUAUGCAUUUCCUUCUUGCACUUCAGUAUAACCAGGAGGGCCUUACUCAUUUAUACCAGUGUCCUGCCUUCCUUGCCUGAUUUCUUACACAUGGACAUCAAGAGCUUUCGUACUUUAAGAAAAACAUCCUUAAAGAGCUCCCAGCUCUCUUCUGCUCCUUUAUCACCAAGGGAAGUUUCCCAAGGGCUCCCAUCCACUAGUUCCUAAAACAACUGGAAGUUCACUCUCCUAAAAUUCAGAUUCUCCACUUUACUCUUCAUCUGGCCCAUAUCCCUCAAGAUCAUGAAUUCAAAUAUACAAAACAAUAUAUAUAAGAAAAUACAAAAAAUUAAGAAAUUAUCCAGUCUGCAACUGCUUUGAUUUUGCAAUACAGUCUUUCAUAGUUGCUGCAGAGCUUUCCUGAUUAUUUUUUUAUUGUUCUGUACCUUAUCGUUGUUCUACCAGUUUACUUUUGCAGUAGAAAGAAGCUAUUAGGAGAAAAUAUUUUUCAGAAAGAAAUUACUCAGCAAUGUAGAUACAGUUUAGAUUCCUACAUAAGCUUUUACACAUCUGUGUGUUGCUGUACAUUAUGCCUUUAAUUCUAAUACAAGUUUUGCUGUGUGCCAAAAACAGUUACUUCAAUGCUAAAUCCAUAACUUCAGCAAACAGUCUGUGGCUCCGUCUUUGUCUCCUUUAACUUUUUUUUUUCCACCAACAAAACCAAAACGGUCCAGUAGGGGGAGUUUGAAGGCCAAAGGACAAAAAAAGUAACAAAAAUAUACUAUUUUACAUAGAAAGUUAUGACAAUCAUUAAAUGCAAGCAUAAAUAGCUUAGAAUAUACAGACAGUAAAUACAUUUUAAGUUUAAAAUAUUGAUAAUUAAAGCUGUAGCUUCAAAAUAUUGUGCCACUCUUAAGUACAGCCUUCUACCCAAAUAGGCAGGCUUAUAUUUCCCAGGUGCACGUUUCAUCCCUUUCCUUUGGGCUGGCAGCACGUCUAUGCAGCCUUGUGCAAAACUAAAUCAGGCCUAAACCACCUUUUUUUAAAGCCUGAAUGGAUAGUGUAAAACAGAGUGAAUUAAAAAAGGAAAACAAAAAAAAAAGUAGCUUGAGAUGUGAGACUGAACGCUCUUUUUAAGCCCUAAAUGCUAUGGGACAUUUACAACAGAUGCUUUCUGUUGUGGAUAUUUAAAGUAGCAUAGCUGAACUCCCAUAGGGAAGCGCCAGGUGCACUUUCUCCCCCUGUGCCCAAUUUUACACACCUUUCAAGAAAACGCUCCACUUAAGGAAAACGCGUGCCGCAGAAGCCCGGGCUGUUGCCACUUCAGGGUGCGGAACACGACCCUGCCUCGGGAAGCCACCGCCACAGGAGCAGGAGCAGCCCCAGCCCACCGCCUUCACCGCCGUCCUGUCGAGCCUCUUCCCGCUCAGCCUGAGGUACCACCGGUGCUGCACGAUGCGCCUCGCCCCUCCAAGCCUGGGGUGGGAACGGCAGAGAGGCAAGAGUAGCCUAAGGCUCCUUUGCCACAGCAAUACACUAGAAUAACCGUGAAAGCACCAUUACAGCGCUCUCACCUCGCUCCGAGGGACGCGGGGUCCGGGUCCGGUCCGCCCCCUCUCGGCAGGAGAGGGUACCUGCCCAGCACACGUACGUCAGAGCCCCCUCCGGCCAUGCACCACAGCCCACCGCCCGCGUACUCAUGCGCAUUGGGCAGAGUGUGCUUGCGCACGGGGCGUGGCCUUGAAGGCGGAAGGCCUGGGUGUUUCUGGAGGGUUCUAGGGAGCGGAGAGGCAGUGCGUGUAGGGUGUGACUGGGCAUUUGAGGCUAUGGUGCUGUUGGUUGAGGUGAGGGGGUGUUUUUACGAGGGAGAGCGUGAAGCUAAGGCAGAAUGUUAAGGAAGCUGGGGGGAGGAGGGAAAAAAGCAGAAAACAUAUCUUCUUCAUAGUCUUUCACUUUUUAUUGUGCUCUUCUUUCCUUGAUCUGUGCCUGUUAAGUGUGGGUUUUUAUGGAUGGACUGCUGGGAUAGUGGGUUGGUUGUUUUUUCUAGGAAUGUUUAUAUCAGAUUUGUGUUGUUGGAGAGGUAUCCUUUUAUCUUCUUACCUUUGUUAUGUUUUUCUUAGGGUAGCAGUUGGAGGUGAGCAGUUUAAUAAUCUCUUGAAUCUUUACAAGUAGUGUUGAGGAAGACUGUAGCUGAAAAACAUGGAAGUCUUGGUAUUAGAGAUUGAAGAUCCAGGUUGCUUUUGGGUUACUAUGAAAGGACGCGGGCCUUACAUAGUCGAUGAAACAGAAUAUAAAAACCUGAAUGCUGAAAUGAAUCAGUUCUAUGACAAAUCUUAUAAAGAUGUGGAUGAAGUAAAACCAGUAACAGUAGAAGAAGGCCAGGUUUGUGUGGUUUUUAGUGAGGAACUCAAAUGCUGGUGUAGAGCGGUGAUUAAAUCAAUCAUGUACUGUACAGAUCAUUAUAAAACAGAAUGUUUUCUUGUGGAUUAUGGCAAAUACAUUUUUGUUAAAUCAAAGGACAUUCGGGUUGCACUGGAAGCAUUUAUGCAGAUCCCAUAUAGAGCAAAAAGGUGUAGGCUGUAUCGCACAAAGCCAGUGACAUUGCGUAUUGACUUUUAUGAAGAUACUGCAAAAAUAGUACCAGCCAAAAGAUGGGAUAGUGCUGCUACUCGGUAUUUUCAAAACCUUCUCAAAGCAACCACCCAAAUGAAAGCCAAGUUAUGUGCCAUAGAAGAUAACACAUUUGAUGUUUUCCUUUAUGUGACAAUAAAAGAUGAAAAGGUAUGCGUCAAUGAUGAUCUUGUCUCAAAGAACUUUGCGCGUUUUGAGGAAGCUAAAGAGAAUACAGGGAGUUUUACGGAUUAUCAGGAGAGCGAAACAUCGCUAAAUGCUGAGUCUCUUCCAGUGAAAACUCUUAAUCCUGCGCUUGCUUUCAGGCCAGUGAUAUUUCAGGAGAAGAUAUCAACAAAUCUUGAAACAGGUCUUGCUGCUUCCAGUUCCUUUCUUGAAGAGACAUACCAGAAGUCAAGCACAGAUCUAAUUGAAAGUACUGCUCCUAUUGUCAAAGCAAUUCCAGGUUUGUCUUUCAAGGAAAAUACAGCAGUUCACACAGACAGGCUUCAGCAGUUCUUAAAUUCUGUUCCUCUGAAGACACACAUAGUUGAAGAUGACCAACAGAGUUUUCAAAAUCUUAGUGAAGAAAGAAACUUUGUCUUUCUUAGCAACAAAAUUGAGCCAUCAUCAGUUCUGGAAACAGCACCACUUUUUGAUGAUCUGAAAAAGGAACUUACUUGGAAAAAAUUUUCAGGCCCUGACUUCACAGAAUCUUACUGUUGGCCACCAGUAGCUCGAGGAUGUGAUGUAGUUGCCAUCUCAUAUCAGGGAAAUGAUCCUUUUUUAUAUAUUCCACCAGUUCUUACAUUUUUGCAGUCGGGAAGCUGCUACAAAGCCUUGCCAAACAGGAGCGGACCACUAGCACUUAUUUUAUGUCCUGGGUGGAAGAAGGCACAACUUGUUUUUGAGCUACUGAAAACAUACGAGAGAUGCUCCAGACAGCUUCAUCCUAUGUUGAUAAUACUUGGGCAGAACAAAGAAGAAGGUAGACAUGUGAAAAUACGAGGAUGUGAAGUAAUUGUGACUACACCGUAUAGCCUCCUGAGACUGUUUGAACAUCACAGUUUAUUAUUUUGUAGGCUUUGUCAUCUUGUUCUUGACGAGAUUGAGGUGUUGUUCUCUGAUGCUUCUGAACAGGUUUUUACUAUAUUAGAUUGUUACAAGAAAGCCAUUAUUACUGAAGAGUGGGAGUAUUCACCACAUCAGAUUAUUGCUGCUGGAACUCGUUGGAAUAAACAUAUAGCACGCUUGAUAAAGGAGUUCAUGAAUGAUCCUUACAUUGUGAUAACAGCUAUGGAAGAAGCUUCUAUCUAUGGAAACGUGCAACAGGUUGUGCAACCUUGCAUGAACAGUGAGAGAACUGCUGUGUUACUCAAAAUACUAGAUUUUACCUGCAAUAAUCUUCAGAAGGUGCUGGUAUUUACUAAUUCAGUAAAUGAAGCAGAAAUGGUUCAUAAGGUACUGAAGAGCAAUUCAAUAUUUGCCUUGAAGAUACAUAAAGAGAGUGAGUUUAAUUUCAAGUAUAUCUUAGAGCAGUGGACAAAAAAUAGUUCUGGCACUCAUGUCGUACUAGUUUUAACAGAUGACUGCAUGCACUCUUUGGGGAUUACAGAUGCAACUUGUGUGAUACAUUUCAGUUUUCCUUCUCCAAGAAUCUUUGGUCAACGUCUACACAGCCUGUCUGACAACUUCUGUAAUUUGAUAAAGGAUUCUUCUGUAGAUCAGGAAUAUACGAAGGCAAGGUCAGUCAUUUUACUAACAGAAAGCAGUGCAUGUCACGCACUUGGGAUCCUGCGCUAUUUGCAGCAUGCAGAAGCUGAAAUUCCACCAGAACUGCAAGAUUUUACUGCCAAGAUGCUAGAAGCUGAAGAGGAUAAGAAAUCUUCAAGGCCACUGUGUGCCUAUCUUAAAACAUUUGGGAUUUGCAAGAAUAGAACAGUGUGUCCAGAUCGUCAUCAAAUUAAUUUACAAAUAGACGUGCCUCAGAAUAUACCAGAUAAAAUUAUACAAAUGCCUGGAUGUGUGACAGUACUGCCUCUCCACAUUGUAAAUGCAACAAACUACUUCGGUCGAAUAGUAGAUAAACAGAAGGACCAAUAUACAAUUCUUGCUGAAGAAAUUAAUGAGUAUUUUAAGAAACCUAGUAAUAAAAUUUCUGUUAAAAAUGUGGAGAAACUAGCAUUUUAUGGAUUACAUGAGAAAACACUUUUUCACAGGGUUCAGGUGGUAGAGAUUUCUACAAAAGAGGAGGAAAGUUUAUUCUUUAAUGUCAAAAUUAAAUAUAUAGAUGAAGGCAGAACAAAUCAAGUUCAGAGCUAUCAGCUGCUUCACUUACCUGCAAGGUUUCAGUGUCUUCCACCUCAGGCUGUGGAAUUUGUAGUUUGUAGAGUGAAACCCAUUGAUAAUGAAAUUGAAUGGAACCCAAAGGUAACUCAUUAUAUUAAUCACAAAAUUAAAGGAAAACUCCAUGAAGCAAAAAUAGUACAUAUCCUGGGAAAUACAGCUUGGGUUGAUCCAAUGGUCCGGGUUACCAGGCUCUCAGAUUUGAAGACAUCUAUCAAUGAAUACAAUGUUCGAUCUGAGAUUUUGGCUACAGGUCUGGGAACUGACAAUCCAGAACAUGUAAUGCAACUUCAGAAGUUGUGUGGACACAUGAAGGUAUUGGAUCAUGCUAAGAAGUUGGAGCCUUUAAGCAUAAAGGAAGAUACAGCUGGUCCAGAGAAUGCGUCCAGUCCACAGAAUAUGUCAGUACAAGAAAAUUCUACUGAAAACUGUAAUUCAUCUAAAAUUACUCUUAGGAAUCAUCCAUGUGAUGGUGUAGCUCAAACUAAGGAAGCAAAAGACUCUGCCUUGCGUCCCCAUAAAUGCUUUCAUCCAGAAAUAAAAUGGUUUCAAAAUGAAGAGACUGUUACAGUGAAGGUAAAAAUAGCAAGUGUAGCUGACUGUAAAUGCGAGUUCGCUAAAGAGAAGGUGGUUUUCAGUGCUUGUUCAGGAGAUAAGUUUUAUUUGGCUGACAUGGAGCUGCAUCAGUGUAUACUUGCAGAAAAGUCUACAUGUGUGAUAAAGGAUCAAGAGGUUAUUAUUGUUCUUGCAAAAGAGAAAAAAGGACUGUGGUGCAAAUUACUGAAGAACAAGAAUCCUCAAGUGUCUCUUGAUUUUGAACACUGGGAAGAUUUUGAAGAUAAAAGCCCUUUUCCAGUUGGUACUAAAAAAUUGUAUUGCCCUGCUGCAGUAACCGAAGAAUUGAUUGACUCCUCAGAAGACAGUGGAACAGAAAGUGAUGAGUAAUUUGGAGACAGAUCUUUUCCUCUGAUAAGAAUUAUGCUUCAGAAUAGUCUCUUGCAUGAGUAUUUCCACUAAAAUUUGUAAAACAAAACAUACAGGUUGCAGAACUGUCCUUAAUUUUAGAAGGAAAAUAGUAGUUUAAGCCCUUAUCUUUGAGUGCUGAGAUUCUGAAUAAAUACUCCAUGGAAGGAACACUAUGUUUGUUUUCCAGUGCCUUCACUUUAAAAUUGUUGGCUAUAACGAUGAUGUGCACAUAUGUACGUGUGCUAUCCAAACAGUAAAAUCUACAGAUUAAAUUUGGGUUGUGAAGCAGUUGAAUUUAUUAGUAAUCAAGGAACUUCUAGUUUACUUAUCUGAGUGAAUUUUCAGUGUUUGCAAUAGUUAGUAAUUUUUGAAGUUUCACAAAUGCUGACGAUCUGUCAAUUGUUUCUACCGUAUCUCUCAUUCAUUCAGUAUUUAGUUUGGCAAUCAUCAUGUUUGUCUGUUCUGCAUCAAGAAAGGAUGCGUCAACACCAAGGGCAAUUUUGGUUACUUGAUUGGAAAUACAUUGACUUGGUAUGAAAUACUGUACAGUACAUUUCACUGUAGUGAAUAUAAUGAGCACUGUGAUAGUAGAUUCAGUAUUUGUCUUCAGUUUGACGCUUCCACUUUUCAUAAAUGGUCUUAUUUAAUUCCCUCUCGUUUAUCUAAAACUCUCUCCUCCUUUGCAAACGAACAAUAAAAUCUUGUCUGUUUAGCCCUAAGGCUUUGCCUUUUAGUAUCUUUCAGUAAAUAAUUUUUCCCUGUUAUGUUUUUGUACAUCCAGAACAUCUUGCAGUGGAGUAAUAAUGUAAAAGUAGUUUAUAAUAAAUGAAUCUGGUGUAGAUCUCUUUGCAUCUAUAGAUUUUAAAGCACACUAGUUUCCCAACAUAGCUAUAUGGUGAUUUAGAAUAGAGACUUAAAUUUAUGGACUUACUUUAAGCAGCCUAAAGUUUUGUUGUAUUCUUGACUAGGAAGAAUACACUUGCUUGUGGGGGAUUAUUCUUUCAAGAAACAUUGGGAUGCCUUCAAGAAUGGGAGGAGGACUGUAUUCAUGUUUACGCUGACAGCUACAGUUUUUCUAGUAUUAGCAUAAAAUAAAGCUGAUUCUUUCUGAAU
Phalacrocorax carbo (great cormorant) is the source of this 9455-nucleotide messenger RNA. Lineage: Eukaryota; Metazoa; Chordata; Aves; Suliformes; Phalacrocoracidae. The record is from RefSeq and is a predicted model, not a curated record.